GAAAUGCCGUUAGAAACGAUGGGGUGCAGGAAGAAAAGCCCCUAAGGAGGGGAGAUCAAACCAGAGCAACGCAAAGCAGUGGGAUUUUCUUCACUCUGCUGCUUAGCAAGUGAAAGCUAAAGCAAAGCAUGAAUAUGCAUAUGCAUAGAUUCAGAGCAAGGGUUUUUCUGCGCUCAAUUUCACUUUGUAAAUCUAAGUUGCAUGAACACCAUGGUGCUCAAAUUCACUUCUCUCAAAAUCGCACCUCCACAGGUCCUGGAUUUGUUGAAUUUGAAACAGAACCAUCUAUGCAGAUGCAAGUUCUUAAGGCACUCUGCUCGGGUGAAAGAAAGAAGGCUUCAGACUUACUUUUGGAUUUUGGUUCCAGAACCCACUCAUUAACUGCUGACGAUUUUCUUCAUAUUUUUAAGUACUGUGCACGCUCUCCUGAUCCAUUGUUUGUAAUGGAGAUUCGGAGAUUCAUGGAAUCAAAAGGUGUUAGCAUGAACAAUAAAUGCUCAUCUCUUAUGAUGGAGGCCCUUUGUAAAGGAGGUUACUUGGAUGAGGCCUUUGAUGUCAUUGAUUUUCUUGGAGGAAGUCAAUGUCUCUAUCCAGUUCUCCCACUUUACAAUAGACUCUUAGGAUCCUGCACGAAAAUGCAGAGUCUAAUUCAAGCAAACAAAUGUUUGGACAUAAUGGAAAAGAUAGUAGGGAAGAGUGAAGUUACAUAUACCGAGCUUCUCAAGGUGGGCAAACAGAAAUUUUCUGAAAAACUGCCUGCAGCCCAUCUUCUUUGGCAGGAGUAUGUGAAAAACUAUAGCAUGAGUAUCAUUCCUCUGAGAAAAUUCAUUUGGUCAUUUACAAGGUUAAGAGAUUUAGAAUCUGCUCAUAAAACACUACAACAAAUGGUGUCAUUAGUUGGCAGGGGAAACUUUUCAAUCGGUAAAACAGUUUAUGGGAAGUUGUAUUCUACUAGAAGUGGACAUCCCUUGUGCCUUCAAAUAAGGGGCUGGCGCUUCUCUGUUCAGAUGGAAAAUCUUGGUUUGCAGCCCAUCCUGCCAACAUAUAAUGUGAAAAAAAUGCAGCAGAAGAAUUUGAAGCCGAAUGAUUCAAUAGCAACACUUUCAAUCACAUGCAGUAAAGCACUACAGUUAGAUUUAGCCGAGGCUUCUGAACAGAUUUCUGAAUGUCUAUAUCCACAUUCUUAUAAUGCUUUGCUAGCAUCAUGCGAUGAAUUGAAUCAACCUGAACGUGCAGUGCAAGUGUUUGCCAAGAUGAAGCAGAAAAAAGUUUUGCCUAAUAUCAGGACUUGUGAGCUUCUAUUUUCGUUAUUUGGUGUUGUAAAUGCCCCUUAUGAAGACAGUGAUAUACUGUCACAGGUGGAUGCUGCUAAAAGAAUAAAAGCUAUAGAAAAAUAUAUGGCCACAAAUGGCAUUAAGCACAGUCAUCUUUCAAUAAAAAACGUAUUGAAAGCCCUUGGAGAAGAAGGGAUGAUAAGAGAGCUGAUCCAGUAUUUACACCUGGCAGAGAAUCUUUUCAUUUAUCAAAACCCUUCAUUGGGAACUCAUAUGUACAACACAGUGUUACAUUAUCUUGUUGAAGCCAAAGAAAGUGACAUGGCAAUUGCAGUUUUCAAGAAGAUGAAGUUAUGUGGCUGCAACCCUGACUCUGAAACAUACAAUAUAAUGAUUGACUGUUGUACCAUCAUACAAAGUUACAGAUCUGCUUGUUUGCUGAUUUCAAUGAUGAUACGGAAAGGGUUUUGUCCAGUGAUUUGUACAUAUACUGCUAUCAUUAAGAUUUUAUUGGAAGAUGACAACUUUUAUGAAGCCCUGAAUCUUUUGAAACAAGUCAAAUUAGAUGGCAUCCAACCUGAUGUACUGCUGUUCAAUACAGUUCUUAAACAAGCUUGUUACAAGGAAAGAGUUGAUGUAAUUGAGUUCAUUGUGGAGCUUAUGCACCGAGAGAAAGUUCCCCCCGAUCCAAGGACAUGCGGCUAUGUGUUCUCUGCAUACGUAAAUUCUGGUUUUCACAGCACAGCAAUUGAAGCCUUGCAGGUUUUAAGUUUGCGUAUGAUAUCUGAAGAUGGCAACAUAGUUGGGGAGGAGAAAAAAUUUGUAAAUGAAUUCAUCCUGUCUGAAGAUUUGUCUGCUGAGUCACAGAUACUCAAGUUAUUUGAAGAUUCUGAAGAUGAACUUGCAGUUGGGUUGUUGAAUUUAAGAUGGUGUGCCAUAGCUGGAUUCCCAAUCUGCGAGUCAGCUGAUCAAAGUCUGUGGGCGAGAAGACUGGAAGGAAAGCGAUUCUGAGCCCGAGUUUUACGAAGACACAAUUGUCUUUAGGGAAGUCUCCAUAAAGAGAUUGAUAGUUCAGUAGUGGAGAAACGCGGGCUGAGGCUAUAUCAUACAUAUGUAUGGUGUCAACCCUGGACAUCGUUAUUGCUCCAGCUCUGCGCAGGAGUUCAAUUUUUUAAUCCUAAGGAUACAAGCUCCAAUCAUUUGGAACUAGCUCAACUUUUCUUGGUUGCACCAAAUUUGAAUUAUUUUUACGUUUGGUGCACAAUUUUUUAACACUAAUAAAUUUAAGCAAACUAUUAGUCUUUUUGUGAUAAAGGAAAAUUAGUUUAACAUUUCGAUUUGACAUUGAAAUACUUUGCCAUAAUUCAGAAUCAUGUAUCGUGAAAUAAGAUAAAGACUUUGUACCUAAACAUGAAAUGGCUUUUAAACUCUCUUCUCGCUGAUUGUCUGCUAC
This is a messenger RNA of Vigna umbellata (rice bean), 2727 nucleotides long. The record is from RefSeq and is a predicted model, not a curated record. NCBI's taxonomy places the organism in Eukaryota, Viridiplantae, Streptophyta, Magnoliopsida, Fabales, Fabaceae.